Messenger RNA from Branchiostoma floridae (Florida lancelet), 2329 nucleotides. RefSeq lists its product as uncharacterized. Gene Ontology annotation, cellular component: extracellular region; endoplasmic reticulum chaperone complex. The record is from RefSeq and is a predicted model, not a curated record. Bases 106 to 2280 code for a protein of 724 amino acids. The transcript is spliced from 3 exons. NCBI's taxonomy places the organism in Eukaryota, Metazoa, Chordata, Leptocardii, Amphioxiformes, Branchiostomatidae. Gene Ontology annotation, biological process: regulation of B cell proliferation.
UCCGUUCUAGAAUGGUUCACACUUGUAGUGUCCUGGUUACCGCAGGUGCGUAGUGUUGUAGUGCUCCUGAAACAUUCUUCAACUUUCAAAGAAAACGUCAUCGACAUGGAAGCACACGAGUCAGAAGACGACACGGAAGACUUUCUGUCUCAGUUCCAAUUACCGCCCUCUAGUAUCAAGCUAGACUGGGCCACCCUCCUCCCCCCGGGUGGAUGGAAGUGUCCCUCUGAUCAACAUGGCGACAGCAAUGACAUUGAAGACGAGUGGGAUUGGUCAGACUUGAAACUUAGCUGUGGCCGUGGCCGUGACCGCUACGACCUCCACUCAAGUUCCAUGGCCUCUAGUGAUGAAGGUAAAGCAACGGAACACAUGCCGGACAAAGUUUUACUGAGGGAGCUUGGAUACUCGGACAGCGAAGAUGACGACCCCGAAUGGACAAACCGGUAUCUUGCGCCACCUUCUGAGCCUGCGUAUACUGCAGCCGCACAGCCGGUGGAGCUGAACCGACUCUACCUGUCCGCUCCACCCUCUGAAAGGCUGCGCAAGCUUGUGAAUAACCAAAUGGCACGUUUCAAACAUAGCGGCUCCUCUGAAUAUGGCAGCGUUUUGGACAACAUCACGCCUUCGAGCAAAGAACUGUCAAGAGAAAAAAUUUCCUCGCCCUCUCUACUCCGCGGCAGGCCCUCCUCCGAGCCUAUCCGAAAAACCUGCUCACACCCACCCGCCAACUUUGUCAUCUCCCCCUCCUGCCCGUACUUUGGGCUGGUCCCGUCUCACGUGGAGAUGGAACUAGAGAGGCGACAGGCCAGACGAGCUCAGAGAGAGCCGAGGAUCGACCAGGAUUUUAUGGACGAGCUACACGACAUGUGGGAGGAGAGAAGGAAAACUCGACUGAUGGUGGAGGAAUUCAUCCAUGACGUUAUAAAUAGCGCUACACAGCGAUUAGAAGCAGAACUACAGGGCGUGAUUCAGCCACAGAAGGUUUCAGGGGAAGCCUUAACAACAAGCACCAGAGUAGCUGACAAAAAUAACACACGACAGGCAGGUUCGGAUAGCUCAGAGAAUAUCAACGUUGUGGGCAUAUCACAAGCACAAACGUCGACUGUGGUUAGCUCGAAAGUAGCCGCCAUGCGACAAUUGUUGGAACAGCAGAUUGACAAAAACCCCUUGCUGAGUGGACCAUCUACCACCAGACGUGUUGUUGCAAUAUCGUUCUCCGAUAUUGUUAACAAGGAUGAUGCUAACACGGCUGUAAAGCAAGCAAGUGAGAAAAAAGGCUCGAAAACGGUGUCACCCAGAAUCAUGAAAGUUAUGGACCAACUGUCUGCUGAGACAUCGAAGAAAACAGAAGUCCCGCCUUCAGGAGACACUGACACGAUGAAAGGAGCUUUCAGAAACCUACGUAAAAAUGUGUUCGAAAGACCCACACCCGAGGUGAAGGUACAACAGACGGAAUCAGACGACAGGCGCACUGAAAAGAUCCCAGAAGACUUGUCGGUGGCCGACAUCAGGAAACAACUGGAGGCAAAGAUGGCGGAAGAGGGAGACAAAGCAUUAUCCUGCAAAAAAGCACCAGUGUCACCUCGCCAUCAUGAAGAGAAAAAAUAUGCGGGGGAUUCGACCGAACCUUUCCCAGAAAGGAAAACCUACCUAAACAAGAAGCAUGAACACGAUAUCUUGGAGGCCAAAGAUGCAAACAGCAGUCAAAGCUCGUCCAAGACCUACCAUGAGGGUUUUCAGUCGACGCCACUGUCUAAAUCCAGCCGAUCAUUACCCGAUACCCGAAGCUUGACAGAAAAAGCACUCUCGUCACCACACCCAGCUAUUUCUGUACCCAACACAUGCGGUGAUGAUGGUUCAGUACGUAAGACGAUCCUCAAGCUUGAGCAAGACGCAGGCAAGAAGACCGACAAAAAAGAAGACGUAGUCAUUCCGCGCAGACAAGCAUCUGAGACGUCUGAGAUGCUCCUGAAGCUCCAAACGAUAGACAAGUCCAAGAAGGAUGUCCUCAGGAAGAGGAGGCUAAAUGUACAGGCACCAGAGGGGCUUGUUCGUGGCACGGUGGACAGCCUUGAGAAGCUGCACCAUCAGGGGGACCAGGGCGGCGGCAGGGGAGGUGGGAGUGCUGCUCAGAGGUCCUUGGAUCGUGCAGGCAACACAAUGCAGAUGUUAUCCUAUUCCAGAAACAUGGUGCGACUCAAUGUAUUUCAGUGGUUGCUUGAGACGAUUUACGGCUUGGGCAUGAAAAUAGUCGCCUUUGUUCACAACGUUUUGCCUUGAUUCAAGACGGCUGUUUCACUACUUAUGACGAAUACAUUCAACAGCAUAA